GCAGGAGCGAGGAAAAAAUUUUGUGAUUCCUGUUCGCGCAUCUCCUCGCAGAAUCUCCCACCACCACCACCACCCCCACACCCACACCGCCCGCAUCCGCCAUCCUCCAUUGAUUCUUCUCCCCAUUCUUGUCAGGCUCUUCCUUUACACUGCCCAUUCCGAACCCACUGCUGGUGCAUGCUUCACGAGAGUCAUCGGUGCGUAUCCCUGGCCCUAUCACACUCCCAAGAUUGUUGCCCGAGGCACGCCAAGACGGGAAUACUCAAUCCGGGUACUGUCGCUGCCUGGCAGGGCCUGUCUGAUUUGGCCUUGUUGGGUUGUCACGGCCCCGGGAGAGGGCAUGUUUUGUUGGCCUUGUUAUCACAUCCUUUCCCUCCUCUACCUUCUACCUCCCUUCUGACCAGAUUCCAGUUGCCGUUUUCUAGGGCCCAUUCCGCUCCCAUUCUCACAGGGAACAUUCACUGGUACGUUGAAAUCGGAAGGGGCAGAGGAUUGAGAGAAGAGAACGAGGAAAAAGCGUCGAAAAGAAACAUGUUUGGGCACAAUCCAAUUACUAGUCAUUCACACAGCCGACGAAGAUCCUCCUUGUCGAGUAUGUUCUUCUCCGCUGCUUCCUCCGUCGCAACUCCGAGUAAGUUAAUGACUGGGGGUGGGGCUCGUCUGGGGUGGAGUUACAAAGGGCCGGUUUUUUCCGUGUUUGCGGUUGGAGGGCUGAUGUUUGUUUUGGGAUGUCUAGGCAACAAGUCGAGCGAUGGCGAUAGGGUCGAUUCUGAGGAGGAGACCGUGGUGGACGAUGGGGAGAAGAACAGUACGUGAUCAAACGGCCGUGGAUGUUGAGUUCCGGCGGAUUCGAAAUGGUGAGAUCCGUGCGAGCGUGCUGAUCCAAAUUUUCCAGUGCUACUCUCGAUAAUAUCGCAGCUUCGACCGGGUGCAGACUUGAGCCGGAUCACGCUGCCCACCUUCAUCCUGGAGCCGAAGAGUAUGUUGGAGAGGAUUACGAAGUAUGGAGGCGAUUCGAUUGACUUUUCAGGAAGAGGCUGAUUCUUUUUGUGUCGUGCAGCUUCAUGCAACACCCUGAAACAUUACUCCCGAUGAGCGAGGUGGAGGAUCCUACGGAGCGGUUUAUAUCGGUUGUUAAAUUCUAUCUCAGCGGAUGGCACAUCAAGCCCGUGUAAGCUUUGUUUUUCCGGUCGCUGCUUGGUGGAUGGCCUUGUGCUGAUGUUCACUUAGAGGAGUCAAGAAGCCAUUGAACCCCAUUCUUGGCGAGUACUUUACAUGCUAUUGGGACUUUAACGAGACACCCGGGACUCAAGCCUUCUACAUUUCCGAGCAAACUUCCCAUCAUCCUCCAAAGUCUUCAUAUUUCUACAUGGCCCCUCACCACCAUAUCCGUAUCGAUGGUACACUGAAGCCACAGUCUCGAUUCCUUGGCAAUUCGGCCGCCUCUGUGAUGAGCACCUCUGUUGUGGUCCUCCGGCUGCUUAACCGGGGUUCUGCGGCGGGGAAACCGGACGGCGGGGAAAAGUACAUCUUGACCCAGCCUAACAUGUAUGUUCGGGGGAUUCUCUUUGGGAAAAUGAAAUAUGAACUUGGCGAUCACUCAUAUGUCAAGUGCCCCGAAUUGGAUCUGGUGGCCGAUAUAGAGUUUAAGGUCAAGGGAUUUUUCACCGGAGCGUAUAACGCUAUUGGUGGUUUUAUCAAGAGGGAAAGCACCGGCGAGGCUUUGUAUGAGAUAGCUGGCAGCUGGAACGGUGAAAUCUUCAUUAAGGAUGUUCUGGUGAGCUUGUCCUUGCUACAAGUCUAUGUCUGGGAGCUGAUGAAGAUAGACCGGCAAGAGAGAUUUGCUCUUUGAUGCUACGGACGCAAAUCCUACACCUCCGGUCGUUCGGCCGUUGUCUGAGCAGGAUGACCGCGAAUCCCAGAAACUGUGGAAGCCUGUUACCUCCUCUUUGAAGAAGAGAGACCAAGAUGCUGCAACUGAGGAAAAGUUUCGGAUUGAAGAUAGGCAACGAGAGGAAGCUAGGCUGAGGGAGGCCGAUGGCGUGGAAUGGACCCCGAGGUUCUUUCGAAGAGUUGAUCCUGCAAAAGGGGAAGAGGAGGAAUUGGAUUGGAUUAUUUCGACUCACAUGUGCGUUGCCCACCGUUGUAGUGGCGGGUGCGGGAUGUGAUAUCUGACAAGCUUGGUUUAUAGUGAUGGCACAACACCCGAGGAGCAAAUCAAGCAAAUCCUCACCAUUGCCCCGAUACUUACUGGGGUUAGACGGAACAGUAAAUAUGACAUCCCACCCCACCACGGAAAGGUACCGGAGGAGGCCAAAGGAGAUUCCGAUCUACUGGAUGUAUCGUCUCACUUGCAACCUGCUGGCGUCUAUACUCAGGUACAUAGGACACCACAACCACCAUCUGCUCUUGAAGCGGACUUGAUAGAUUUUGGAUCGGAGGCUGAUGAAAAGGACGAUGGCUUGGGGCCUGCUUUGGUGCCAACCAGUAAAGUGAUUGCAGCAACAGGACGUUUCGGCUCAUCUGGUUUCGAUGAUAUGUGGAAACUCGGAGGAUCCUUGCCGGAGACAAAGACAGGACCGAGUUGCGAAAAGUUAGAACCAAAAUCGGCGGGGAGCAGUAUUGUGAUGAGUGGCGACGAUGAUGGCGACAGAUUUGAGGAUGCGGUGGAAGCGUAGAUUUGGUGAUUCGCGAAUUCAACAUAAAAACGGAUCGGUUUUAGGGCGGGCAAGGAACAUUAGCAUUAAAUGAUUACGGAUCAUUCGACGAGUAUAAUUGGCGUAGGCAUGGGGCAAGUAUCUCUUUUUGCAAGGAACCUGAUGUGUAUAACAUUGCCAUUUGGCUUUCUUUUAUUACCUUUCUUCAUAUGUUUCUCUAUUCCAAUCUCAGUCUUAUCCCUGGAUAUCAAAUUUUUUUUCUUCUCGUCCGUUUUUAUAUUCUGCGAGGUUUGUUUUUUUGCGUGUAGACUUGUUUUACGCCCGCGGUUUAGAAACGGGUGGGGAGGGGACGGGUGUUGCUAGAUUGGGGUACCGGUAGGUGAACUGGUGCGACUGAUGCAGGUGUGGAUGUUAUUACGAAUGCCAAGGCGCCCGUUGGGAGAGAAUAAAGUUAGAUUUGAGUGGGCGG
This is a messenger RNA of Tuber aestivum (summer truffle), 3126 nucleotides long. Lineage: Eukaryota; Fungi; Ascomycota; Pezizomycetes; Pezizales; Tuberaceae. The record is from the annotation of a GenBank genome assembly.